This is a messenger RNA of Desarmillaria tabescens, 1736 nucleotides long. Its product is annotated as cytochrome P450. The transcript is spliced from 14 exons. Lineage: Eukaryota; Fungi; Basidiomycota; Agaricomycetes; Agaricales; Physalacriaceae. The coding region runs from base 82 to 1650 and encodes 522 amino acids. The record is from RefSeq and is a predicted model, not a curated record. Gene Ontology annotation, molecular function: heme binding; monooxygenase activity; iron ion binding.
CUACUACUUAACCGUAAACGUCGGACGCGAUGAUGGUUUGUUCUCCUACGACUUACUCUCAGUGUUACCUCUCACUGCAACAUGGUACUGACCUACAAAUUAUCGACUACAGAUAUCUGCCUGUUUCUUUUGGCCGUCUUUGUUAUUUACAAGAUCUCGACAAAUCGCAAGAACAGCGUCACCACUAAACUACGAGGUCCUCCGAAUCAAGGCGGGCUUUUUGGUCUCAUUCGCAUCCUUCGCAAUGCGGAUGACCCGGGUCUCUUGUAUGAGCAAUGGGCAUCAGAAUACGGUUCUGUCUACAGUUUCUCUGGAUUUCUCGGAGAGCAAAGACUGGUUCUUUACGACCCGAAGGCUCUGGUGAGCUUCUAUGGAAAGAUGGGCUUUGGGUACAUCAGGACGCCCAUCGGUCGCAUGUUCAUUGAGACUCUCUUUGGGAAGAAUUUAUUAUGGGCGGAGGGGGAACUUCAUCAAAGACAACGCAAAUUUCUCACACCGGCAUUCAGUAACGCAGCCAUACGAGAUCUAACGCAUGUUUUCUAUGAUUCGGCUCACAAGACGUCCUCUGCUUGGGAUGCCAUUCUUGAGGCAAGCGACGGGACAUCCAUAAUCGACGUGCAAAAAUGGACGAACCGCAUCUCAAUGGAUAGCAUUGGUAUCGCAGGAUUCUCUCAUGACUUUGGUGCUAUCGACGGGAAACCGCAAAUUUUCGACGACUUGGACUUGAGUAGUGGUGCCACCUUUUUCGCCUUCAUGAUCAUUGCGAGUACCAUGUUUCCUGCCAUUCUUCGCUUGCCUUCCAAGAAGAAAGGAGCACUAUCUGCUAUGAACCGCGUGCUCUCCGACAUCGCCGACCAACUCUUGGCCAAAGCCAACGAACCUGGGAACGAUGAGGACAAAUCAGUAAUAAGUCUCCUACUCAAGUCCGAGACAGAUGGUGCCUACAUUCACAUGUCCCGGGAAGAGAUCGUACCACAGAUGAAUAUGUUGUUACACGCGGGCUAUGAAACGACGAGUAUUAGUCUGACGUGGGCCCUCAUUGAAAUGUGCAAAAAAACCGAUAUCCAAAACAAGCUCCGCGCAGAGCUAGUGCAAUUCGGCAACACUGAUCCAACGUGGGAGCAGCUCAACUCGAGCCUUCCAUACCUUGACGCUGUCGUACAAGAAACCCUACGUAUGCACCCCCCGGUAUUUGAAUCUAUGAGGGUGGCAACUGAAGACAAUGUCCUUCCUCUCGCUACACCCGUGGUGACCAAGUCUGGCACGACAAUUAACAGCCUUUUCGUCGCCAAAGGGACAGUUGUCUCCGCCCCAAUUCGGGCGCUGAAUAGAUCGGAGGAGUUCUGGGGUCCCGACGCGAAGGAGUUCAAACCAGAGAGAUGGCUGGAGGACAGUGCGCCGAGAGCGAAGGAGAUACAAGGUCAUCGACACCUCUUGACAUUCCUAGAUGGCCCAAGGACGUGUCUUGGAAAGACAUUUGCCUUGACUGAAUUCAAAGCUGUGCUCUUUGUCAUCGUUCGGAAUUUUUCUUUCGAAUUCCCUGGUGGAAGUGAUCCUGUCAUCGGUAAGUAUACGGGGAGUAUCUUGCCCAGACCGAAAGUCGCCGGCGAAGAGGGCGCGAAGGUUCCGUUAAGUGUGAGGAGAGUAUGAUAUGGGCAGAGCUGGGAUAGCUGUGUAAUGAUCGUGAUGAAUGUACUAAAAUACUCCAAGAGCAUAGGAUGUCUGUGAUUUCUUCC